AUGUCUCGACUACUGUUUCACGCACUUGCGCUUGCCGCCGCGUUCUCCAUCACCGCGGCCGAUCAGUCGCGCCCUCGAAUUCUAGAUUUUAACCCCUGGUCAUGGCUACCUAGCAACAGUAACCGAUCCCCAUCCGUAAUGGAUUAUUUUUUUCCACCUUCCAGAACUCCGAAAAAUUCCAAUCUCGAUCCUCCUGCCGACCGUUCACCACCCAAAACCAAUCCAACAACUAUCGACGAAACACUCACAACGACAUCGUUUCAAGAACGUUCCACAACAAACGCCCGGAAAUCUAGUAACAAAUCGAAAUUAACCGCGUCGCUACCACACACAACCGCAUCACCGAAAACCAAAAAAAUUGUACACAGAACUACUGACACGGACACAACCUCUGAUUCCAAAACAACGCUAGAUAUAACGUUGGAAAAUGUCGCACAAACCACGAUCAAAGCGCCUACAACAUCCACUGCCCGUCCGACAAAGCACUAUUCGAUUCGACCAAUAAUCCGAACUGCUUCAACUUUGACCACACAAGAAACAGAAUCUACUUUGAAUACGAACAGCGAUAGUACUGAGACAGUCGCUGUAGAUACAGUUAGAACAACUGUAGAAAAUAUUAAAGCAACUGUGUCAACGACCAGUAUCCCUGAACCGCGGUCUACAGAUGCUGGAACAGCAAGCACAGCGACAGAGUCAACAACUGUGAUGGAGAGUACAUUAGCGGACGAGCCCGACAGCCGUGAGGGUUACCUGCCUUUACGUGAUAAACCACAGCAAACGCACGUCAAGAUCAACGAACAGACUAAGAAAGAGGUCAGUAACAUUUAUUAA
This is a messenger RNA of Parnassius apollo (apollo), 831 nucleotides long. The record is from the annotation of a GenBank genome assembly. NCBI's taxonomy places the organism in Eukaryota, Metazoa, Arthropoda, Insecta, Lepidoptera, Papilionidae.